AUGUCUAAAUUCCCCAAGAUUAGAAAGCUUUUCGGCAAGGCCAUUGCUGAAUUCCACUUAAUAGAUCCAUCAGACAAGAUUCUUGUUCCUAUCGAUGGCGAAUAUCCAAGAUUAACAUUGGCUGCAUGGCUUUAUCUCAAGAAAGCUAAAAUGAUCGAGAAAUGCAAUGUUUGCGCUGCACACUUCUACUCAUCUGAGAAAGUUGAUCCAGAAACACAACAAAUUCUCGAUGAUUUUCUCAAAUUAUAUCCAAUGGACCUCAAGUACGUCCAUCACGAGGCAGUUACAGACAGAGAUGCCCUCCACAAGAUGUAUGUUGAGGAAGCUGUUGCUGAAGGAUGCAACAAAGUUGCUCUUCCAGAUUCCAUCGAGUUCAUCAACGCUUUAAUGUUCGCUACCAUGAUCACCGAUGGUAUCCUCAACGGACCAGAUAUUGCUCAAAAGAUCCAGCUUACACCAGAAUCUCCAGAAAUUACAAUUAUCAGACCAUUCUGCUACUUAAAGGAUGAUGAAAUCAAAUAUUUCACAGCCAAGAACUUAAUGAAGACACAUAAGGCUGGUAUCGAUGUUGAAGAAGACAAUACAUUGGCAGUUUGCAGAGAAUCAAUCAAGAGACUCUCUACAGAGGCUUCUAACACAAACUACAACAUCUUUCACUCACAGUUUGCUGUCCAAGAGAAGUAUCUUGGUGGUGGUGAUGGAUUAUACCACGAACUUGGUGACUUCGAUAAGGAUUAG
Messenger RNA from Trichomonas vaginalis G3, 738 nucleotides. Its product is annotated as sulfurtransferase-related family. Bases 1 to 738 code for a protein of 245 amino acids. The transcript has a single exon. The record is from RefSeq and is a predicted model, not a curated record. NCBI's taxonomy places the organism in Eukaryota, Parabasalia, Trichomonadida, Trichomonadidae.